AUGGCAGGGCAGUGGCAGGAAUUUCUGGCCCAAAAGCACUGGGAACAUGAUGAUAAUGUCCAGCUGCAAGGAGAGAUUCGUCGCAUCGCACAGCUGCAGUACAACACGGAGCAGACGCUUGGGGAACAGGAGGGCUUUACGAGGAUUGUGCAGCUGAUCGACGACCUCGUUCGCCGGCAGGAGGUGGAUAGCAGAUGCUGCCUAUGUUUCAAGAAGCUGAAGCUUGAAAGCGUGUUGCGUGCAUUGAAUCUGGAUGAGUAUACGCAGAAGAUGCUGUUGGACAGUGUCAAUGAAGGCCUUCAUGCAGAUGUCGAGCGCGACUGCGAGCGCAGAAACGUCUUUGUCCAUCUUCCGGAAGGGCGACAGUUCCAACUUCAACUCCCGCAAGACAUGGAGGCCCCCCGAAUCCAGGAGCUGGUUGCUCAGCACCUGGGCUUCGAGACCAGCCAAAUCCGCCUUGUGGACUCCUUGCGGCCUCCGCCCGACGUAGAUGCCAGCCUUUGCCUCCAAGUUGAAGUCCGAGCAAAAGUGCGCAACGAGACCAUGGACUACUCCCUGGAAAUGAACUCCUGGCCCCCUCAUCGACUGAAGCAGGAGUUGAUUGUUUUCGUCCAAGAGAAUCUUGAUAUGCGGCCUUCACCAACGACACCGGACAAAACGUGGGGGAGCUCGGGGGCUCUUGCAAAGAUCGUGACGGAAACGAGCGAACUCCUGAAGCAGCCCCUCGCUACACGUGGAGCUGGUUCCGUAUCCGCGGAUGACAAGGUCGGGGAGCUGUACGAGGACCUAUUGAAGAUACUGAGAGAUCGCUUGGAGAAAUGGCCAGACACCACGCCAGACGAGCUCAUGGAGGACCACGGCUACAGCAACCAAGCACACCACACCAGCUUUGCCAGCUUUGAGGUUACGACUCCGAUGGGGAGGGCGGAUGGCCGUGGCUUGCCCCCGGCUUUCCGCAUUGACCGCAUUCAUGCUCCGCUGGUGCGGGAUACGUUUCUCUACAACGGUUUCCGGCCGACCAAAGGGGAGGACUGGCUCAUUAGCUGGACCGGACCCCGGAUGCGCGAGAACGUGCACAAGCUGAUGCACGAGUAUCAGCGGGUAAAUCAUUUCCCUCAGUCGACAGAGCUGACGAGGAAGGAUCGGCUCUGGGACAACUUUCAGCGAAUGUCGAAGAUGGUGGGAGGCGGUGCCUCCUUUGACUUCGUCCCAGAGACGUUUGUUCUGCCGCAGCAACUACGGGCCUUCAAGCAGCGCUAUCUGAAGACCCGCGGCGAGCAGCUGUGGAUUGUGAAGCCCUCGGCCUCAUCGCAAGGAAGGGGAAUCUUCCUCCUCCGAAACCUCGUCGAGCUUCCAACGAAAGAGUCGGUCGUGGUGUCCAGGUACGUCGAGAAGCCGCUGCUGAUCCAAGGUCUCAAGUUCGACCUGCGCAUCUACGUCCUCGUGACCUCUUUCAGCCCACUGCGAGCCUACAUCUACCGGGAAGGCCAGCUCGGGAUACACGUAAAAGUGUCUCUGAGGGUUUCAACAAGGGUUUCAGCCCGGUUUUUUCAGGAGUUUGGGGUGUCAUUUGUCUUUGAGUUUAGGGCUUUGGGUUUGUAG
Messenger RNA from Symbiodinium sp. CCMP2456, 1602 nucleotides. The record is from the annotation of a GenBank genome assembly. Lineage: Eukaryota; Dinophyceae; Suessiales; Symbiodiniaceae.